Hibiscus syriacus is the source of this 1788-nucleotide messenger RNA. RefSeq names its product ultraviolet-B receptor UVR8-like. NCBI's taxonomy places the organism in Eukaryota, Viridiplantae, Streptophyta, Magnoliopsida, Malvales, Malvaceae. The transcript is spliced from 5 exons. The record is from RefSeq and is a predicted model, not a curated record. Bases 56 to 1771 code for a protein of 571 amino acids.
GUUUUAUUAGCUCCGUCGACUACAUAAAAAUUGAGCUCUAUAUUCGCCGGAAAUAAUGGAAUCCGAUGCCGGGUCUGUCUCCGAUUCCGGCAGCAUGCCGCGCAAAGUUAUUGCAGUUGCCGCCGGUGAAGCUCAUACUUUAGCUCUCUCUGGGGAUGGGUACGUGUAUUCAUGGGGCAGAGGAAUGUUUGGACGGCUUGGGACUGGGUCAGAAUCCGACGAACUUUUCCCGGUACGGGUCAAGUUCCAGGACUCGGAGCUUAAGUUCAUGGCUGUCGCUGCUGGCGCUUAUCACAAUCUUGCUCUUGCAGAUGAUGGAUCAGUUUGGUCAUGGGGUUAUAAUACAUAUGGCCAACUUGGUAUGCACGGGGAGACUUCUUUGGCACCUCAAUUGAUGGAGCGGUUCCUCGAAUUGGGCUCCCCUGGUCAAUCAAAAGCCAAUUUAGAGUUGGACUCAGAGAGGAAGAGUAAAACAUCGUUGAAGAUUUGUGCAGUGAAAGCUGGGGGGAUGAUGUCGCUUGCUGUAGAUAAUCUUGGAGCCCUUUGGAUGUGGGGCAAUUGUCCACAGGAGAAUAGCAAUGAGAAUGGAAGCUUGACAUUUGUGAGUUGUUUUACUCCGAUUCCUGUUUGGGAUUUCCACGGCUAUACUGUUGUCAAUGUUGCGUGCGGAAACGAGCAUGUUGUAGCCUUAGUCAGUGCUGGAGAAAAGCAUGAAGGUGAUGAUCUCGUAUGCUACACUUGGGGUGGCAAUAGCCGCGGUCAGUUAGGCUUAGGAGAUACAGAGGACAGGGUCCGGCCUGAAAUGAUUGGAACAUUUAACCAGGACUUUCAAUGGACAGUUUACGAGGUAGCAUGUGGUGCCUUCCACACAGCUUUGCUUACUCGCAAAAAGAGACCAAGUGACACAGUUGAGAGUAUGUGUUGGACGUUUGGCCUUGGCGACAGGGGGCAACUUGGGCAUGGAACCACCCAAACUGCCUUGGUUCCUGAACCUGUGAAAGAGUUACCACAGCCCAUAUAUCUUGUUUCUGUUGACUGCGGAUUGUUCCACACUAGUGUUGUUUCAUCAGCCGGAGAUGUGUGGUCAUGGGGAAUGGAAAAGGGUCUAGGGCUAUGCCCCGAUCCUAGUUUUACAGGAACAGAUUCAGGAGAUGCGAUUUCUCCCCUGCGGAUAUCGGAUGAUGGAGUACAUGGACCUAAAUUUAAUGAUCCGGUCCAAGUAUCUUGUGGAGCUGCACAUACUGUUCUUGUUGCACAUGAUGGAUACAAGUUAUGGUCCUGGGGCAGGGGAAGGAGUGGAGUUCUUGGAAAUGGCAAAACCGUUGACUGCUUCGCCCCAUCAGUUGUGCUAUGGCCCCCACUGAACGAGGAAUUCAAACAAGAAGAGCUGAACCAGCCAGAUAAAACUGUUGAUAAGAAGGGUUCUGAUGGAGACUCAGAGAUGGAGAAGAAGUUAUCUAUGGCCAUGGAAGAGAUGAAACUCCUACAAUCAAAACUUUCCACCAUGGAACGUUAUGCAAGCAUACUUCACGGUUCAAUCUUUGGUAAGCCUUUCGAAGAGGAAGAUAUCCCGAAUUCAUUGCAGAGCUCUGGCACUUUUGAUAUUGCAGGGGAAUGGGAAAGAAUGUUGGAGUCAGCAGAUCGUAGCAAGCUUGUUAGGCUGGAAAUGUUCUAUCAAAACAUGCUCGCGGGUGUAAAGGAUAAGAUGAUGAAGAAAAGGAUCCAGGAGAUAAUAAAGGAGUAUCUUCCUUCUUCAACGCAAGGAAAAUAGUAUGGUAACAUCGUUUU